AUGGGAGCCACAUUCUCAGCCGUCAAGACGCUGGUUGUCCCCGCCAUAAUAUCUCUGAUACUCUUCCUCCUGUCGACGUUUGUCCUCUACCCCUUGUGGCAACGCUAUCGAAACCGUUACAGCCAGUACCUCCCAAUAGACACUUUAUCCGAACAGACAUCUUCGCUCAGGGCCAGGAUAACAGGCGGCCUUAGUAGCCUGAUAUUUACCUCUAGGUGGAGCACAGGCUUUGCUGAUCGGCUCGUUGUUGGUGGUCGGCCGUCGUUUGAUUCAGAAGACGGGGAAGAGCUGGAGGAUGUGGAUGAGUCUACCGGAAGAGGUGGAAACAUUGGUGACAGUAUUGACAGCUCGAGGAGGUUAAGCAGAGACUUGGAGGAAGGUUUCAUCGAUGAUAGCGACGAGUCCUCAUCAGACGACUCGUCGAGGUGA
Molecule: messenger RNA, 429 nt
Organism: Podospora pseudopauciseta
Lineage: Eukaryota; Fungi; Ascomycota; Sordariomycetes; Sordariales; Podosporaceae
Exons: 3
Coding region: 1-429 (142 amino acids)
Source: RefSeq, a predicted model, not a curated record